AUGGGAAGACGCAGAAGACGAGCCCACUCUGAGAUCCAUGAACAGUCGCAGUAUGUCGCAGUGCUAGCUGCUAGCUCCGACUCAGCUCUGCGGGCUCAGAAUCAACAGCGACAGCGAGGUGCCGAAGGCGGCGGCUCGCGAACACAAGCAGAGGAAAGCUGCCUGCGUGUACUUCCGCAGCAGAAGGACUUGCCCUGGCCAGGCAGCCAGGACAUGCACUGGACUUCUGUAGCUCUUGCAUGUGAGAUGCGAGGGGCCAAAAAAGACAUUGCGCUCUCCUCGGAACCUGGGAACAGUGGAUGA
Symbiodinium necroappetens is the source of this 303-nucleotide messenger RNA. NCBI's taxonomy places the organism in Eukaryota, Dinophyceae, Suessiales, Symbiodiniaceae. The record is from the annotation of a GenBank genome assembly.